Messenger RNA from Populus trichocarpa (black cottonwood), 477 nucleotides. Its product is annotated as ribulose bisphosphate carboxylase large chain-like. Bases 1 to 477 code for a protein of 158 amino acids. Lineage: Eukaryota; Viridiplantae; Streptophyta; Magnoliopsida; Malpighiales; Salicaceae. Gene Ontology annotation, biological process: carbon fixation. The transcript has a single exon. Gene Ontology annotation, molecular function: ribulose-bisphosphate carboxylase activity. The record is from RefSeq and is a predicted model, not a curated record.
AUGAGUUGUAGGGAGGGGCUUAUGUCACCACAAACAGAGACUAAAGCAGGUGUUGGAUUCAAGGCUGGUGUUAAAGAUUAUAAAUUGACUUAUUAUACUCCUGACUAUGAAACCAAAGAUACUAAUAUCUUGGCAGCAUUCCGAGUAACUCCUCAACCUAGAGUUCCGCCUGAGGAAGCAGGGGCCGUAAUAGUUGUUGAAUCAUCUACUGGUACAUGGACAACUGUGUGGACUGUCGGGCUUACCAGUCUUGAUCAUUAUAAGGGACGAUGCUACGACAUCGAGCCCGUUGUUGGAGAAGAAAAUCAAUAUAUUGCUUAUGUAGCUUACCCCUUAGACCUUUUUGAAGAAGGUUCUGUUACUAACAUGUUUACUUUCAUUGUGGGUAAUGUAUUUGGGUUCAAAGCCCUACGCACUCUAGUUCUUAGCCUGGAAUUCCUGUUUCCACUACUAUUUCUACUUUCACCCAAAAUGUAA